CACGCCUAUAUGAGACAGUAAUCAAAUCAAGCUGUGGAUCUUACAGACAAAGUGGAAUUUCGCUAAUUCAUUACAGGAAGUUAUCAGUAGAUCAUGCCUUCUUUAAGCUGCUCUAGGGUUUGCAAGGGUCUACUGUGGGAAUUUCAUUAUUCCAAGUUCUGUCUUUCAUACCAUGAUUGGAGGAGCUUUGCAUUUACACCAUGGGUGCCUUAUUCACUGAUAUAUCAACUCCCUUAUCUUAUCUAUCGCUACAUAUUGACGAUCUUCUUUAUUGUGAGUAUCUUCAUUACCGGUUUUGAUCCAGUUAAUGGAGAGGAAAAAUUCUUCAUAUUUCUCACCAACUGGAUAUUCUUUGCGUGGACCCUCUACUGUACAUGGUCCUCCAUCUCAGUGACUAUCAUGUUCAUUCAAGUCUUUGCCUGCAGGAAAGAAGUGGAAGACAUCGAUCUCGACAUUAAUGGAGGAGGUCCCUGCAAUCACGAGCUACUGAUUGACAACAGACCAGCUGGUUGCUGCGGUUUUGCUGGUAAUAAGCUUUAUUGGCACCAGAGGAUCCUCUGGGUAUUAUAUGCAGCUGCUAUCCACACGUCAAUAUACGUUGUUAUACUGUUCUGGGGUCUCCUUUAUGAUCCUGAUGCUAACUUCAAUUACUGGUCAUUUGUGAAUCUUGUCACUCACCUUGUCACCGGCGUACUAGCAAUCAUUGAGAUUUACCUGACAGGGAUCCCAAGCCGACUUCUUCACUUUAUAUAUCCUUUAGCCUUUGGUGUAACCUGGCUUGUUUUUAGUGGGAUCUACUAUGCAGCAGGUGGUACUAACGUCAGCGGUAGGAGAUACAUAUACAGCGUACUGGACUACAUGAAUCAUCCCGGGACUGCAGCUGCUCUCGGUUUAGUGUCGAUGAUUGCUACCAUACCACUUCACGUCUUGAUUUAUUUUCUUUUUCUUUCUAGGGAGCUAUUCUUGUUUUUAGUUGGCAAGCACUGCUCGUGUUGUAAACCAACUCAACCAAGAACUGAUGAAGAAAUAGAGCUCAAUAAUUGAAACAUUCAUUUUCACCAAAAGUACAUGUAAUUUUUGUCAUGAACUCAGUAAUGAUAUUAAAACUC
This is a messenger RNA of Amphimedon queenslandica, 1109 nucleotides long. Its product is annotated as protein rolling stone-like. Gene Ontology annotation, cellular component: membrane. The record is from RefSeq and is a predicted model, not a curated record. The transcript has 2 exons. Bases 94 to 1044 code for a protein of 316 amino acids. Lineage: Eukaryota; Metazoa; Porifera; Demospongiae; Haplosclerida; Niphatidae.